AUGGAUACGGACGAGGAGAUGGAUGAUGAGGAAGGGGUCGAGGCUGUAGAUGCCAAGGUAGAGGCGUGGCGGAUGACCCCCAUGGAGCAAGCAUGCUUAGAGUUUUACAUUGAGCUGAUGAACCAGCGCCACCGCACGCACGAGUACGAGAGCGCGCUUGUGUGCGCCAUGGCCGUGCAAGGGUGGGGCGAGGCGCGCUGGCGCGAUCCUAGCAGUUACCCGCCCAUAUUAUCCCGCGUGCUCAAGGUGGCGCGCUUCAUGGUGGUGUAG
Aspergillus calidoustus is the source of this 270-nucleotide messenger RNA. The record is from the annotation of a GenBank genome assembly. NCBI's taxonomy places the organism in Eukaryota, Fungi, Ascomycota, Eurotiomycetes, Eurotiales, Aspergillaceae.